Molecule: messenger RNA, 2598 nt
Organism: Moesziomyces antarcticus
Lineage: Eukaryota; Fungi; Basidiomycota; Ustilaginomycetes; Ustilaginales; Ustilaginaceae
Product: GTPase binding protein rid1
Exons: 1
Coding region: 1-2598 (865 amino acids)
Biological process (GO): actin cytoskeleton organization
Molecular function (GO): actin binding; small GTPase binding
Source: RefSeq, a predicted model, not a curated record
AUGGCCGCCGCCAUGCCUCAUGAGUCGGCUCGCAUCCGACCGGGCCAAUACUCGCGUCAGCACUCCGCCUUCUCCGGCUCCUCCGAUCCACAGAGCGGUAAGGAAAACGAGCCGCUCUCGCCCCAGCCACACACAUCGGGAAGGGGCCGAACCACAUCACCAUCCAAAGCUCAUCCCAUCGCCAUCGAUCCGAAGUUCCGCCUGCGAGGCACAUCGCCAGAGGAUACCGAGCGAGAGUCGCGCUCCAGGCUGAGUUCGUCGUCCAGCCCGACCAAAAAGGGGCUGCGUAGUCGCAGCCGCAGUCGCAGCCGACUGUUUGGCAAAGACAAGACCGACACGCUCAACAACCACGCCGAUGCACCCCAAUCCUACGCAGCCACCCGCACCCCCGACCAGAUCGACGCCGACUUUGUCGAUCUGCUCGAUGAGCUGCAGGUGCAGCCCGACCUGCGCCGCAAGCUGCUCGCGCUCAACUCCACCGUCAAGGCUUCCAUGCUGCAGGGUCAGGCGACGCUCAGCCUCGCUGCUUUCGGGCUGGGAGACGGCACCGCUGGAGCCACGCCCUCUUCGCCAACAAAGCGCAUGCCCAUCCCGGAUCUGCUCAAGGCACGGCCGGCUUCGCGUCCUGCUUCAGUCCACAUCUCCUCUCCGCUGCUGGGGCACGAUGCCGCUUCGAACUACGCCAACCUUGCCGCUGACUCUGCCGAGCUGAUGGCGCCCCCCAACACUGCACUGCUGUUUGGGUCCGGGCCCCCUCGACAGGUCUCGACUGGCUCCAUCGACUCGGCCUCCUCUGGCUCCGCUGGCCAUACAAAGCAGCCCAGCAGCACGUCGCGCAGUGCCAUCCGCGACGCCUUCAAGAAGUCCAACCCCAACCUCGGCCAGGGCGGGUCCUUCAUCUCUCUUGCAGCGUCUGCCGCGGGUGGCUCGACCAGCACACCCUCUACGCUCCGUCCACGCUCGAUGUCCUUCGGCAAGGAUGUCGCCGCCUCUUUCGGCAAGGAGACGCCCGAGAGCUUCGCCACUAUGCUCAAGUGCACAGACGCCAGCCGCAUCGAUGUGGCGCGAGUCAAGCGCAUGCGCGCCGUACUCGCCGCUGAAUCCCCCACCUGGAUCUCGGCGUUCAUCUCGCCCGCGUGCGCCGGCUACGAUGCCAUGCUCGCACGUCUCGAUGAGCUGCUUGCCAUGGAAUGGAGAGAGGAGCAGCACGACGACAUGCUCCUCCACGAGCUCCUGCGCUGCUUUGUCGCCCUCAGCACCACCGAGGUCGGCCGCGACGCCCUCGCCUCCCACGCUCCGCGGCCCUUCCGCCAGCUCGUCGACCUCCUCUUCUCCGAAAAGAAGCCUGGCGAUCUCUCGACUCGCAAGCUUAUGAUCGAGCUUCUCGCCAUCCUGCUCGACCUUCAGCUGCCCGCUUCUCACGCUCACUCGCACUCGUCGCUCAACUACCUCCUCGAGCUCCUCCAGAACCCCUCGGACCCGGCCAAGGACGCCGUGGUGGACUUCAUCAAGCAGACCCAUGCGCCACGCCCCUUCAAGACGUACAUCGUCGAGAUCGCUGGCGUGUGUCGCGACUACUUUUGGAUCUUUUGCCACUCGCAGAACCUCUUCUGGCGCUGGGACGAGCUGCAGGAUCGCAUCGACUCGAUCCAGGGGCCCAAGGUGCCCGGCGGCAUGACCGGAGGCGUCGAGUUUGAGGCAAUGGCCUAUCUCACCGCGCAUCUCAGGCUGGUCAAUGCCAUCGCCACCGUGCUCGUCCAGCUCAAGGCGCAUCAGCUGCCUCGACCCGCCAUGACGGCGCAGCUGUUCCACCAGAACCUCUUUGCCUCGGGUAUCGAGAGGGUCCUCGCGACGCUGCGCAGGGCCUCGCAGCACUACUAUCCCACCACGCACCUCGAACUCGCCAGGUAUCUGAGUCUGGCCAACCAAGCUGGCCAUCCGGUUCCCUACCAUCUGGCCGACUGGAUCGAGAGCCCAAAGACAAAGACGGCGCCGCUGUUGCCACCGCUUGAGCUGCCCAGCUCGCAGGCGCGCGCCUCGCCCUACACCGGCGCCUCGCCUCAGGCCGGAUACGGUAUCGCAGGCGCGUUCAUCGCCCCGUCCACGCCGGCUCGUCAGUCGUCCUUUCAGAACGGCACCGAAGACAAGGCGCCAGUGGCAGUGACGACGAUCAGCCGAUCCAACGCAAUGCGCUCUGCAUCGCAGUCUCCCAGCAAGCGCGACCGCAUGCUCGCCCCUACCACGACGGCCGAGCCAGCACCGGCGGUAGCCGCCACGGGCGACUUUUGGGACUUUGACACGGCCGCGCCCAGUCGCGAGGUAGAGGUGGUGGGCUUUGACCGUCGACUCGACAGCCAGUUCUUCGCUCCCUCGGCGCCCGUUGCACCCGAGCCGCCCUCGUCGCCUGGCAUGCCGUCCUCGUCCACUUCCAAGCGCAUCCUUGGCCUGUCCGAAGCAGUCGCCCAGGACCUCAAGCCUCCCAACGCAGAUCGACCAAAGGGUUCCAUCGUCGGCUCGGCAGUGCAGCAGUGGGAAAGCCGUUCCAUCUCGCAUGCUCCCACCCCCUUCCAGCGCGCCAAACUUCCAAACCUCCGUUGA